This is a messenger RNA of Dama dama (fallow deer), 1008 nucleotides long. Its product is annotated as olfactory receptor 5T1-like. Gene Ontology annotation, biological process: G protein-coupled receptor signaling pathway; sensory perception of smell. The record is from RefSeq and is a predicted model, not a curated record. Lineage: Eukaryota; Metazoa; Chordata; Mammalia; Artiodactyla; Cervidae. Bases 10 to 1008 code for a protein of 332 amino acids. The transcript has a single exon. Gene Ontology annotation, molecular function: G protein-coupled receptor activity; olfactory receptor activity; odorant binding. Gene Ontology annotation, cellular component: membrane.
AAAACUGAAAUGUCAAGGUCACUGUCAGAUUUAGAUUUAUACAGAGUUCAGGUAAAAAAUGUGACUGAAAUCACCAUGUUUAUAUUGAUGGGGUUUACAGAUGAUCUUGAGGCUCAAGUUUUUCUAUUUCUACUGUUUCUAGCAAUCUAUCUUUGUACACUGAUAGGGAAUUUGGGGUUGGUUUUCCUGGUCACGGUGGAUUCCAGGCUCCACAAUCCUAUGUACUAUUUUCUCAGUGUGUUAUCACUCUUGGAUGCCUGCUGUUCUUCAGUUGUCACUCCAAAAAUGAUAGCCAAUUUCUUGGUGGAAAGUAAAACUAUUCCAUAUCUUGCGUGUGUAACACAGACAUUUCUCUUAGUUACUUUUGGGACCACGGAAUGCUUUCUCUUGGCUGCAAUGGCGUAUGAUCGCUAUGUGGCCAUCUACAGCCCCCUCCGGUAUUCAGGCAGCAUGGGACCCAGGGUCUAUGUGCCACUCACCAUUGCUUCCUGUGUUGGUGGUGUCUUGCAUGCUUCUGUACACACCGUGGCUACUUUCAGCCUCUCCUUCUGUGCCUCCAAUGAAAUCAGACAUGUCUUCUGUGACAUCCCUCCCCUCCUCGCUAUUUCUUGCUCUGACACUCACACAAACCAGCUUCUGCUCUUCUACUUCGUGGGCUCCAUUGAGAUAGUCACUAUCUUGAUUGUCCUGAUCUCCUAUGGUUUAAUUCUGUUGGCCGUUCUGAGGAUGUGUUCCGCAGAAGGGAGAAGGAAAGUCUUUUCAACAUGUGGCUCUCAUCUAACUGGAGUGUCCAUUUACCAUGGAACCAUCCUCUUCAUGUACCUGAGACCAAGUUCCAGCUAUGCUUUAGACCAUGACAUGAUUGUGUCAAUAUUUUAUAGCAUUGUGAUUCCCAUGCUAAAUCCUGUCAUCUACAGUUUAAGGAACAAAGAUGUCAAAGAGGCAAUUAAAAGAGUUUUGGGAAAAAAUUGGUUUGUUCAUAAAGUACAUUUUCACACUAAACACUGA